This is a messenger RNA of Ascoidea rubescens DSM 1968, 1006 nucleotides long. RefSeq lists its product as uncharacterized. The coding region runs from base 286 to 756 and encodes 156 amino acids. The record is from RefSeq and is a predicted model, not a curated record. Lineage: Eukaryota; Fungi; Ascomycota; Saccharomycetes; Ascoideales; Ascoideaceae. The transcript has a single exon.
AAUAAUAAUAAUAAUAAUAAUAAUAAUAAUAAUAAUAUGUAUGAUAAUAAUGAUAACUUUUCAAUGAAUAUUAUAGAUAUUAAUACCUCUCAAAAUUUGCACCGUAAAAAAUUACAGCCCAAUUUAAAUCUUUAUAAAAGAGUAAAAUUUAAUUUUCCUCCUCUCACAAACGUUAUUAACUUAUCUCCUAUACCUGAGUUGCAAAAUAUAAUGGAAAGUUUUUUUAUUUAUCCCGGAACAGAUUCUGGUAGAAAUUAUUUUUAUAAUUUUUUAUAUUCAAGAAUAAUGAAACUUUUAAAAAAUGAUUAUACUGAUAAAGAUAUAUCAUACUUGAUAGCUUCUUUGCCCAAUAGAAUAAUUACAGGAUUUGAAAUAAUAUUAAUUAUAUUUUAUUACACUAAAGAAAAAUGCCUAAAACCAAAAAGAAAAAUAAUAACUAACCUGAAAUUAAAAAACCAAAAUCUGACGAAAUUUGCAACUCAUGAAAAUAUUUUGAGAUUAAAGACGGAGAAAAAUAAAGAAUUAAAAUCACAGCAUUUAAAAUCAAUGAAAAAAGGCAUAAAAAUGGUUAAUUUGAAUGACGAGCUAAUUGAAGUGAAAGCUGAGAUUGACACCUACAAAAAUAGCUUCAAUCAGUUAAAUGAUCUUUGUAACAAAACAGCUGAAGCGAAUCAGUUUUUAAAAGACCAUAUCGAGUACUUGAAAAAACAUUACCAACAGCUUAUUUUUAAUCUUCAAACUCAACAAGAGAUGUAAGGUGACUCUAGAUUCUGGCUAAUCUUUCUGAUUUUUGCUUUUAUUUUCUUUGAUUGUCAAUUUUUAACUUGUUUCAUUUUAUUUUAUUUCAUAUGUAAUUCAAUUCUUGACCCAAUUUGACAGAAAGCUGUAGUAAGUACUGUUUUUAAAGGGAUGUAUAGUGACCCACUAAUAGAAAAAAAAACAACCCACAGUACCAGUCCCGGAAAAUGAGGGCUUCAUUCUGUCCCAUUCAUUUCGGCUGGUAAAA